GCUCUUUGGUGUGACUGCUCAACCGAGGAUUUCAAUAUUUGAUUUGGUCCUCCAGUUAACACAUGAAUAAUUUUCCAUUUAAACAAAAUGUCAGGAUAUUAAAGUACAUAUAGGAUUCGGUUCUUCACAAUGGCUUUAAAACUUCUCUCAAAGCAGCUACACAAUGUGAUGAAUGAACUAGAAAACCAUCCGGGGUUCUCGGCGGGGCCGCUUGAAGAUGACAUGCUCCACUGGGAGGCAUCAAUUAUGGGCCCGGAAAAUUCUCCCUAUGAAGGCGGCCAGUUUGACCUUCGAAUAGAUUUUACAGUCGAUUAUCCACUUAAACCCCCAAAAGUUUGGUUUUUGACGAAAAUCUUCCACCCCAACGUUGAAGCGGAUGGUAAAAUAUGCGCAGAUUUUCUUGUAGGUCAUUGGAAGCCGUCCCUAUCUAUAUCUUAUAUGCUUAUGGCGAUAUGUUCUCUAAUGCUGUCACCAAAUAUGGACAAUCCUGCCGUGCAAGAAAUAGCUGACUUGUACAUGAAGGACAAGGACGAGUUUGAGAAGAGAGCCAGAGAAAUGACACAAACUCAGGCUAAAGCCAGAAUAUAAACUAUUCAAAUAUACGCAAAUAGAUGGUUAUAGGAUUAUAUUAUUAAAAAAACAGUUUGUGAGCCGGAUUAUUAUCAUCGUAAAGAAUGGUUCAGCCGUGGGUAUUCAACGAUGGGUAAUUCCAUGUUGCUGUUUCGUGCUCAAGCUGCAGUAUGAACUAUAAAAGGCAUAUAUUUGAUAUAUUGUACAUGUUUUUCAUUUUUUUUCAAGUGUUAUAACACAAUGUUAAUUUUCCAAUAUUGUUUUUAUUUCAACUUACAAAUGUUUAACAAUUAAAGCAAGAAAUCCAUU
Mya arenaria is the source of this 879-nucleotide messenger RNA. Its product is annotated as ubiquitin-conjugating enzyme E2 D2B-like. The record is from RefSeq and is a predicted model, not a curated record. NCBI's taxonomy places the organism in Eukaryota, Metazoa, Mollusca, Bivalvia, Myida, Myidae. Bases 130 to 588 code for a protein of 152 amino acids. The transcript has 6 exons.